CAAUUUUCCACCCUCCUCCUUUGUUAUUGUAUUAUCCUGCACGGCUGCACCUAGUAGCCAUAACUUAGCACGUUAUAAUAGAGCAUAGCAUCAAGUCGAUAAAAACAAACAACAGAGUGAUUAAGACAGCAACAAGUAACGUGAAACUUUGACUUGAUCCAAAAUCUUCAUGUCCCCAAAAUAAAUCACAAAAUCCAAAUGCAAAGCACCGCUGACAUGAACAUGGCGUCGCCAUCUUCACCAUCUUCAACCUCCACCACAUCGUGGUUUUCCGGCAUCGUUCGCGGCCGCUCCGACAAGAAUAUCACCUCGAAAAACGCGCCCAACUCAGUCUCCGUCGUCUCUGGCGCCGCUGAUAACUCCGCAUCUCUAGGUCCUGUCAUCAAGAAGAACCACUAUCGCGGUGUUCUCUUCCGAUACGGUCCUAAGUCUAUUCAGGUUGCAUUUAAAACAGGUGAAUAUAAGCAGCAAGUCGUUUUCAUUGGUGGAUUGACUGACGGCUUUAUGGCGACUGAGUACUUGGAACCCUUGGCCAUUGCUUUGGAUCAUGAAAAAUGGUCUUUGGUUCAGAUACUCCUUUCUUCUUCCUACACUGCAUACGGAACUUCAAGCCUUGAGCAAGAUGCUAUGGAGCUUGAUCAAUUAAUCAGCUACUUAAUAAACAAGGAAAAUUCUGAUGGUGUGGUGCUACUUGGUCACAGUACUGGAUGUCAGGACAUAGUGCAUUAUAUGCGCACAAAUGCAGCAUGUUCCAGAGCUGUCCGUGCAGCAAUUUUGCAGGCUCCAGUCAGUGACCGUGAAUACCGAGCAACACUUCCUGAAACAGCUACAAUGAUUGAUGUAGCUUCAAAAAUGAUUAGUGAAGGAAAAGGAUCAGAUCUAAUGCCCAGGGAAGCAAAUCCAGAUGCUCCAAUUACUGCCUAUAGGUUCUACUCCCUUUGUGCAUAUAUGGGUGAUGAUGAUAUGUUCAGUUCUGACCUCAGUGAAGAUCAACUGAGAAUGAGACUGGGUCAUAUGUCCAAUAUACCUUGUCAGGUUAUCUAUUCUAUGGGUGAUGAAUAUGUGCCUGACUACGUUGACAAGAAAGCACUUGUAGAAAGAUUAUGCAGAUCGCUUGGUGGAGCAGAAAAGGUAGAAAUUGAACAUGGAAACCACUCGUUAUCCAACAGAGUGGAAGAAGCUGUCCAGGCUGUUAUAGACUUCGUUAAGAGAGAAACACCAACCGGUUGGGAUGAUCCUUGGAAUUGAGUUUGUAAUGAUGUCAUCCUUUUGCCUCUAUUAUUUUCUUUUGUGGAGGGAAGUAUAUGAUUUUUUCCCCGCAUUCAUUAAUUUAUUUAUCGUAUUUAGUUGCUUCCUCACAUAAGGGAUGACAUUCAGAGUGCUCUAAAAUUGCUUUCAAAUCAUAGGAAUAUAGUUUGUACUUAAAAGAAUGAUCUUUUCUGCAGUCUCUCAUAGAGCUGGAUCGUUGAAUCAUAUUGUAAAGAGAUGAACGAUACAAGUAUAUCCAUAACUAAGAUAUCCCUGCUGGCUU
Molecule: messenger RNA, 1531 nt
Organism: Beta vulgaris subsp. vulgaris (sugar beet)
Lineage: Eukaryota; Viridiplantae; Streptophyta; Magnoliopsida; Caryophyllales; Amaranthaceae
Product: UPF0613 protein PB24D3.06c
Exons: 9
Coding region: 199-1248 (349 amino acids)
Source: RefSeq, a predicted model, not a curated record